Molecule: messenger RNA, 1052 nt
Organism: Cuscuta campestris
Lineage: Eukaryota; Viridiplantae; Streptophyta; Magnoliopsida; Solanales; Convolvulaceae
Source: the annotation of a GenBank genome assembly
AUUUAAGCAGCAAUCUUCCGGCCACGAACGCCGCCGGCUCCGCCGCCGUUAAGAGUGUGGAGGUUCAGGAGAAAGAAACGCCGCCGGCUGCUGGUCGGAUCCCGGGGGCAGUAAAGCCGCUGUCUUUUAGCAGCAACGGCGUACUGAAGCGUCACAAUUCGCUGCACCGCCACCAUGCGGUGGUGGUUGUUUACAAGGAGUGUCUCAAGAACCACGCAGCCACUCUCGGCGGCCAGCGCCACCUGCCAACACCCCUCAAGUACGGAAGGGGUUGAAGUUGAGGGCGGCUGGGGUGGAGGGACUUUACGCGGCGGACGCCCACAGUGGCCUUGAAGGUGGCGGCACUCGGCCUUCUCGGGGACGUCUACGUCUCGCGGCAGGGUCGAGACCUAAUGGUCGGGGUGGUGGCGGUGGUGGGAGGAGGCGGCGGAGGACUUGACAACGACAGCCCGAAUUCCCCAUCUCCGCCGCCGAUCUCCUCGUCGUACUACCCGUCGGCCCCGCAGAUGCUCCUCGCUCUCAGCACCGGCCUCUCCGCCGGGCACCCGACGGAGAACAACACCCCAAUCUCCGGCGCUCCCGCCCCCUCAAACCUCCCAUCCGCUUUCCCCACACCUAUUCCGAAAUCCAGAAAGCGGUUCAGAACGAAAUUUACCCAAGAUCAGAAAGAUAGAAUGCUGGAAUUCGCCGCCGGAGUCGGGUGGAGGUUCCAGAAGCGAGACGAAGACGCGAUCAACAAUUUCUGCCGCGAAAUUGGAGUAGAGAGGGGCGUUCUGAAAGUCUGGAUGCACAACAACAAGAACACCGUCGGAAAGAGAGACGGCGGCUCCGCCGCAGCCAACGACAACGGCUUCGACAUCCGCGGCAUGAAUUGUCACAAUCUGGACUCGGGCCCACACUCCUCCCGAUUCAAUCUUCGUCAAGAAAGCAACAGUGACAGCCAGGACAAUUACGGCCUCCACAACAGCGACGGCCACGGCGCCAAUGGGUCGUCAUCCUCGUCUUGACGGCGGCCGGCGAAAUCCAGAGAACAAUAAAAAAAGGGUCUUUUU